AUGCUUCUUCUAGCUCAAUUUAUUAACAUACUACAAGUAGACAAAAUUUAAGGAUUUUUUAUUAGGCAAGGUUCAUAGACAAAGAACCUCAUUCACAUAUAGGAUAAUCAAACUAAUAAGGAAGAUCAAAGUUCACAAUGUCUUGAUAUUCCUUUGUGUUGUAUCAGACACUAAUAUGUUUAAAGCAAAACAUGGAAAAUCUAUGGUAUCUAGAUUAAAUAAUUUUAGGUAGUAUUUAUGAAUAUUUAGUUUAAUAAUUUCAAUUCCCUCCUUCUUUACAUAAGAAAAAUGAAAGUUCAUAAUUAGUUUAAAAUCAUACAAAAUUAAAUAAUAACAAUUUAUGGUUGAAAAUAUUUAUCAGCACAAAUCAAAAAGUGAAUAAAACUAAAAGAUGUAAAUAUUGA
Molecule: messenger RNA, 404 nt
Organism: Paramecium octaurelia
Lineage: Eukaryota; Ciliophora; Oligohymenophorea; Peniculida; Parameciidae
Source: the annotation of a GenBank genome assembly